Messenger RNA from Geodia barretti, 434 nucleotides. NCBI's taxonomy places the organism in Eukaryota, Metazoa, Porifera, Demospongiae, Tetractinellida, Geodiidae. The record is from the annotation of a GenBank genome assembly.
GACUAUCCUCAAGUCAACUACCAUAAUAUUGUCAAAGACAGGGAACGGAAAAACAUGACAAACUGCGACUCCUACCAGCCAAUAGCGGUCACCUGGGGGGUUUUCCCUGGCAUGGAGAUCAUACAACCCACGGUCGUCGACCCUGUAAGCUUCCAUAUUUGGAAGGACGAGGCCUUCAUGUUGUGGGGGACCACUGGGCCAGUCUCUACAGCCCGAGUCCACCUCCCACCACAUCAUCUCACACAUCCAGAACACAUACUACCUCGUCAACCUCGUCGAUAAUGACUUGUCACUGGACGUCUCCUUUUCAUUCAGGUUGGUUCACAAUAGUAUGUGUUUUGUGGCUCUCCCAUACCUGUGUAAAACAAACGUAAGAGACCAUUUUGUCUCUCUCUCUUUUCCUCCUCCAUUCCCCUCUCCGCUCUCUUCUCUAU